Messenger RNA from Rotaria sp. Silwood2, 2022 nucleotides. The record is from the annotation of a GenBank genome assembly. NCBI's taxonomy places the organism in Eukaryota, Metazoa, Rotifera, Eurotatoria, Philodinida, Philodinidae.
AUGGCUAUACCAAAUUCUCUUGAUAGUGUCUAUACAUCAUUAUCAGACAAUGAAAAUCUUGAAACAACAACUCUUGUUAUGUUUGAUAGUGGAUUAAGUAAAUCACAAGACAAUAUAGAAAUUCAACAAAAACUUCGAUCGGCUAUAAAUCAUAUAAAACUCUUUGAUAAUAAUGAAGAAUGUAAAAGCUACAUACAACACUUGUUCAGAGAUGAUCGAGUGGUUUUGAUUACAAGUGGACGAUUGGGUAAAGAAUUUGUGCCAUGCAUUCAUCAUUUUCGACAAAUUAUUUCAAUUUAUAUAUUUUGUAUGGAUAAAAAGAAAAAUGAAAUAUGGUCAAAAGCAUUUAUUAAGAUUAAAGGCAUAUUUACUAAAUUCGAUGAAUUAAUAGAAAAGCUAAAGUCCGAUCAAGAGAGACAAAUUCAUGUUAAAGUCGAUGACCCACUUCUUAUACAUAUAUUUACUACGCGUAACAAUCCCGAUCAAACGACAACAGCAUUAAAUCUUAAAUUUGUUCGUCAUAACUUAUUUCUUGAUUCACUUCUUCAAAUGAAACCUACAGUAAAAGAUAAAGAUGAAUUAAUUUCACGAUGUUCAGAAUUAUAUAAAAGUAAUAGUUCCCAAUUAUCCAUUAUACGUGAAUUUCAAGAAAAAUAUAGACCCGAUCAAGCAUUAUGGUGGUAUACACGAGAAACAUUUCUGUAUCGUUUAUUAAAUAAAGCUCUUCGAAUACAAAAUAUUGAUUUACUUUUUGUCUUUCGAUUUUUUAUUUUUGACAUACAAAGACAACUUGAAAUAGACAAAUGUUCACAAGCAAUUCAAACCUAUCGUGCGCAAUUAAUGUCAAAAGAUGAAAUACAAGAAUUGGAAAAUUCCAUUGGAGAUUAUAUAUCAAUUAAUUCUUUUUUUUCCACAACUUUAGAUAAAAAGUAUGCAAUUUUUCUUCUGGGUGAUGUAAAUUCAAUUCCUGAUAAUUUAGAAAGAGUAUUAUUUGAAAUAGAUGCUAAUCCAGAUCAUGUUGGUAUUAAACCAUUUGCUGAUAUAUCAUCAAAAAGUGAUUUUCCUGAUGAAUGUGAAGUAUUAAUUAUGUUAGGAGCUAUAUUUCGUUUAAAAAAUAUUAUUUUAAAUGAAGACAAUAUUUGGGUUAUUCAAUUAUCGUUAUGUAGUGAUCAAGAUAAUGAUUUAAAAUAUCGAAUUGAUCUAAUAAAAAGAGAAUAUAAUGAUCAAGAAAACACUGUUUUUAGUUUUGGAAGUAUCUUAUAUCAAAUGAAAAAAUAUGAUGAUGCAGAAAAAUAUUAUCGACGUUUACUUACAGAAUUUUCAGAUGAUUAUAAACAAACUGGUUUAUGUUAUUAUCAUCUUGGUCGAGUUUAUUCAGGUAAAGGAAAUUAUGAAGAUGGUAUGAAAUGGUAUGAAAAAUCAGUUAACAUCAUGAGAGAAACAAUGAAUUCAGAUGAUUUAAAUAUUGCAGCAUGUUUUGCUAGUAUUGGUAAUAUUCAUCUAAAAAGAGAAGAUUACAAACAAGCACUUAAAGCAUAUCAAAACGCUUUAAACAUCUGGACCCAAGUUCUGGGUGAAAAUCAUUUAAAAAUCGUUAUGUGCCUGAUUAAUAUGGGUGUUGUUCAUAAUGCAACAGAGCAUUAUAUUGAAGCACUGGAAUGUCUUGAAAAGGCUUUGAAGAUUAAGCAGGAACAUCAUGGGACAAAUCAUUCGGAUGUAGCUGCGAUAUAUGAUAAUAUUGGACUAAUUCACGAACGUCUUGACCAUUUUGAACUCGCAUCAGAAAAUUUCAGACGAGCACUUGAAAUUUAUCGAACGUCGUCUUAUUCACAAAACAUUCACUAUGCAUUAACACUUAAACAUAUUGGAGAUCUCUAUAAAAAUAAGACGCGAUGGAGACAAGCACUAAUAUAUUUAGAAGAAGCAGCGAUUAUCUAUCAUCGUGUAUUAUCCGCUACACAUCCAACAGUUGUUCAAAUUGAACAAGAUAUUCGACAUGUUUCAUCUAGAAUCAGCAAUUAA